Syzygium oleosum is the source of this 4904-nucleotide messenger RNA. RefSeq lists its product as uncharacterized. NCBI's taxonomy places the organism in Eukaryota, Viridiplantae, Streptophyta, Magnoliopsida, Myrtales, Myrtaceae. The coding region runs from base 173 to 952 and encodes 259 amino acids. The record is from RefSeq and is a predicted model, not a curated record. The transcript has a single exon. Gene Ontology annotation, cellular component: membrane.
UAUUCCAUCCAUAUCACAAUUCCAUUCAUUUAAUAUCCCUUUGGUGUCAUUGACAUAAGAGAUGUCGUUUCUAGUCUAUAUCUUUCUAUUUCUAUAUAUGGAAAGUUAAAAAAUCAUCAUAUAAUAAUCCAGAAAAGAAAUCGAAAUAGAAAAGAAAAAAGGGAGGUUUGUGAUGAUUUUGAAAUCUUUUCUACUAGGUAAUCCAGUAUCCUUAUGCAUGAAGAUAAUAAAUUCGGUCGUUAUGGUCGGACUCUAUUAUGGAUUUCUGACCACAUUCUCCAUAGGGCCCUCUUAUCUCUUCCUUCUGCGAGCUCGGGUUAUGGAAGAAGGAGAAGAAGGAACCGAGAAGAAGGUAUCCGCAACAACGGGUUUUAUUGCGGGACAGCUCAUGAUGUUCAUAUCGAUCUAUUAUGCGCCUCUGCAUCUAGCAUUGGGUAGACCUCAUACAAUAACUGUCCUAGCUCUACCGUAUCUUUUGUUUCAUUUCUUCUGGAACAAUCACAAACACUUUUUUGAUUAUGGAUCUACUACCAGAAAUUCAAUGCGUAAUCUUAGCAUUCAAUGUGUAUUCCUGAAUAAUCUCAUUUUUCAAUUAUUCAACCAUUUCAUUUUACCAAGUUCAAUGUUAGCCAGAUUAGUCAACAUUUAUAUGUUUCGAUGCAACAACAAGAUGUUAUUUGUAACAAGUAGUUUUGUUGGUUGGUUAAUUGGUCACAUUUUUUUCAUGAAAUGGGUUGAAUUGGUAUUAGUCUGGAUACAGCAAAAUAAUUCUAUUCGAUCGAAUGUACUUAUUCGAUCGAAUAAGUACCUUGUGUCAGAAUUGAGAAAUUCUAUGGCUCGAAUCUUUAGUAUUCUCUUAUUUAUUACCUGUGUUUACUAUUUAGGCAGAAUACCGUCACCCAUUGUUACUAAAAAAUUCAAAUUAAAAAAGAUACAAAAAGGAAUAAAUUAAUAAAAAGAUUAAUACAAAGAAUAAAUACAAUAAGAGAUAAGAAGAGAUGCGACCGCCCCCUAUAUAUUUAAUACCUUCUCCGAAAAAGAAACUUGUAAGACCAAAACCAUUCGUAAUUCCAUCAAUUACUCGUCUAUCAAAAAAAUGAAUUAGUUCAGCUAGUCCUCUUAUACCCUGAGUUAAGGAUAUUGUAUAAAAAGCAUCUAUGUAACCACGAUUAUAUGACCAAUCAUAUAUCACAUUUAUUAUUUUGUCCCCCAAAAUUCUAUUAGGACCUCUUUUAGAAAACGAAUUUAGUAAGUUCAAAUUUUGUAAAGAUGAAUAAAUAGGCUUAUAUAAAAAAGAUGCUAUAAAUAUUCCGAAAAAAGCUAUACCGACAGAAAAACUUGCAUUUGUCACAAAUUCAUACCAAUCCACAGAAUUAUUUGAAUUCUGAUGUAAAAGGUUUAUAGAUGGAUUUAACAAUUUGGAUAAUAUAUCCAAAUGAAUUCCUUCUUGAUUAAAAGGAAAGGGAAUUCCUACGACUCCAACAAACAAAGUAAAUAGCACUAAUAUAACCAUGGAAAAUAGCAUAGUAUUGUCCGAUUCAUGAGGAUAAGAGAAAGUAUUUUUAGUGCCAAAAUGAGUAAUAGUAAUAAAAGGGCGCAUCCUGUUUUUUCCAUUACCACCAAUUUGAUAUGUCUUAUUCGAAAAAAAAGAAGCCCUUUCAUUAUUAUUCAUUGUUAAUAAACUUAGAAAAUUGUUUUUAAUCGUUUUUGGUACUUCUUUUCCCCAUAGAGAUAUUGAAUAGUAGGAACGACUUUUUUGACCACUAUAAUUUUGAAAAUGAACAUUGAAAUGUCCCUCAAAAGUAAGUAAAUAGAUCCGAAACAUAUAAAAUGCGGUUAAUCCUGCUGUAGAACAAGCUAUUAUUGCGAAAAUAGGUGAAUACAACCAACUAGCAUUAAGAAUUUCAUCUUUGGACCAAAAACAAGCAAGGGGGGGAAUACCACAAAGAGAAAGUGUACCUACUAAAAAAGCAUUUUUUGUAAUUGGUACAUGCUUUUUUAAACCUCCCAUAAGAACCAUAUUCUGACUUUUAUCUGGAGAAUAUCCAACAAUAGCUUCCAUUGAAUGAAUAAUAGAUCCGGAUCCUAAAAACAACAAUGCUUUCGAAUAAGCAUGAGUAAUCAAAUGAAAUAAAGCGGCUCGAUAAGACCCCAUACCUAGAGCUAACAUCAUAUAACCCAAUUGAGACAUUGUAGAAUAAGCUAAACCUCUUUUAAUAUCUUUUUGAGCAAGAGCUAAAGUAGCUCCUAAUAAUACUGUUAUUAUACCUAUUAAAGAUAUGAAAUUCAUUAUGUAAGGUAUGAUUAUAAAAAGAGGAAGAAGUCGAGCUACAAGAAAAAUGCCCGCUGCUACCAUAGUAGCGGCAUGUAUAAGAGCCGAAAUAGGAGUAGGGCCUUCCAUGGCAUCAGGUAACCAUACAUGAAAGGGGAAUUGUGCCGAUUUAGCAACUGCACCGGCAAAUAAAAGAAAGGCACACAAAGUAAGAAAUAAAAAAGGAACCUCAUUAUUAGAAAUCAAGUUAUUGAAUAUUUGGAACAAAUCCCGAAAUUCAAAACUACCGGUUAUCCAAUAAAGACCUAAAAUUCCUAAUAAUAAACCAAAAUCGCCUACACGAUUCGUUACAAACGCUUUUUGGCAAGCAGUCGCCGCACUAGGUCGUGUGAACCAAAAACCUAUUAAUAGAUAAGAACACAUUCCAACUAAUUCCCAAAAAAUAUAAAUUUGGAUCAAAUUCGAACUAGUAACUAAUCCCAACAUGGAAGUAUUGAAAAAACUCAUAGAAGCAAAAAAUCGCAAAUAUCCUUGAUCAUGAGACAUAUAAUUGUCACUAUAAAAAAGAACCAAAAUUCCAACAGUAGUAAUUAAUAUUAACAUAAUAAAAGUAAGUGGAUCGAUUAAGUGACCGAACUCUAAAGAAAAAUCAUUAUUAAUGGUCCAAGACCAUACAUAUUGAUAGAUAAAACUUCUAUUUAUUUGCUGAAUAGAUAGAUAGACCGAAAGUAUCAUAACUAUACUUAACAAUAAAAUACUAGGAAAAGCCCACAUACGGCGAAGAUUUUUUGUUGCCGUUGGAAAAAGGAGAAGUCCCACUCCUAUUAACAUAGGAACUGGAAGUGGAAUGAAGGGGAUAAUCCAUGAAUAUUGAUAUGUAUAUUCCAUAAAAAAACCUUUUUAUUUUUAAUUAAUUCUUUCUAAUUCACCGGCUCUUAUAUCUUUUUAUAGGUUCAAUAAAAAAUCAAGAUAUGGAAAACUUAAAUAGACUUUUCUAUUCCUAAUUAUUCUGAAUCUUUCUUCUUUACCCAAUACUUCAAAUAUUCAAAUCAAGAAGUUCGAAUUGGUCAAAUGAUAUGAAUAUGAUCAAGUUACUAUUUAUAUUUAAAAUGAAAUAACACACUAAUUCAUUUUAUUAAUAUUGAAUAUUAAGUAAGAUUUUUAGGAAAAUGCAGAAAAAAUUCAAUUAUUAUUACGUAUUACGAUAAUUUAUAUCCAUAGAGCAAAUAAUUAUACCAAAAUAGAGUAGUUAAUACAUUACUUUAUUUUGAUAGAAAUAAUAGGAUGAUCCAUAUCAAAACUGGCCCCCCAAAAAAAGAACUAGUUCUUUUUUUUUUUAGUUCGUUUAUUCAUAAUCAUUAACUAAUUCAUGGUAGAACUGAUUAUUUUCCAUUCGAAUAAAAGACAUUUCUUUUUCUUUGUAGAAAACGCUAGAAUAUCCCACACUUUUGUUUCAAUACCAGGGAGAAGAAAUAGACUUAAAAGAAAAGACGAAAUUACUAAGAUGACUUUUAGAAAAUCAUGUAUCCUUUGAUUAACUACUAGUUUAAUUCGAAUUUGAAAAUCAAAAAAAUGUGUACUCGCUCUUUUCUUUUUCUUUUGAGCUUGACCAACUAAUAAAAAACUACAGUAAUUUAAAGAAUUUGGAAUUUGUUAGGUAAGGAUUGGUUUUUUUGAACUUUUUGGUGUAUUUUGUUACAUGUAUAAAUAGAGCAUGACGAAAAUAGACAGAGAUAUAAAAAAAAAGAAAAAAUGGAAUUGUUUGACCAAUAGAUGUCUUUCACAUUCAACUAGAGAAAUGAAUAACUUUUUCAAAUUUUUCAUGGCAGUUCCAAAAAAACGUACUUCUAUCUCAAAAAAACGUAUUCGUAAAAACAUUUGGAAAAGGAAGGUAUAUUGGACAGCGUUGAAAGCUUUUUCCUUAGCGAAGUCUCUUUCUACCGGGAAUUCAAAAAGCUUUUUUGUGCGACAAUUAAAUAGUCAAACACUCGAUUAAAUAAUCUUAAUCUGAAAAUGGUACUUUUUUUUUUUUUAAAAAAGAUACAAGGUUUCACUUUUUUUUGAAUAUGUUUUAUCCGGUGGGGAUUCUUAUUUUCCUCAUCGGUACACUUAUCUGUCAUAUCAUAAUAAAUAAUUAAAUUACAAAAAAAGUUUUUUGUUAGACAAGAUGUUCAGUUCAGGCCAAUAUCGAAUUAGUUUUCGAAAUCCUAAAUAAAAUUCUUUACAGGACGAAAAACCAACCUAAGGGUUAAUACAAAGUUCUACAAAUUACAAAUAGUUAAAUAAAAAAAUUGGGAAUGUCACACUGUACUGUGAUCCAUAAAAAGACUUUUUUUGUUCAUUGAUAAAAAAAAGUGAAUCUAAGAUUCAUAAAAUCAGAUAAAUGAUAAAUGAAUUUUAAAAUUCAAAAAUGAAAAAUAACUUUUUUUUUGAGUUCUAUCUUUAUCCUUGGAUUGAAGUCAUAACUAUUUAGUUACAAGAUCUCAAUUUUAGGCGAGCAUAAACGACGAAAACGUCUCUGUUAAAUAAAAAACGGACACCUUCCAUUUUAAUUCAAAAAUGAAAUAAAAUGAUAAUAAAGAUUUUUAUGGGGAACGCUUCAAUCCAUAUUGAAACGAAAUGAGUUCUUUCU